Messenger RNA from Nicrophorus vespilloides, 1005 nucleotides. RefSeq names its product chymotrypsin-2-like. The transcript is spliced from 7 exons. Gene Ontology annotation, molecular function: serine-type endopeptidase activity. Lineage: Eukaryota; Metazoa; Arthropoda; Insecta; Coleoptera; Silphidae. The record is from RefSeq and is a predicted model, not a curated record. Bases 98 to 958 code for a protein of 286 amino acids. Gene Ontology annotation, biological process: proteolysis.
CAAUUUGGGUUUUUUUUCUCGUGUAAUUGCUCUGUUUUCGAGCUAUAUAAGUCCGUUUCAAAAAUAUAAAGUGUGUAAGAAUGACAAAAAAAGCAAAAUGUUCCAAAUCGUCAUCGCAUUGAUUAUACAAAUUCCGUUAGCUUUGCACGCGCAAACAUUCCAACACAUUGAUUUGAAUAAUAUCUCUAAUCCUUAUGAGAUCGACUAUGCUACCAGCUUAGUAAAUUUCAAAGGACCAUUUAAUACGAAGAUCGUGAACGGAAUUUUAGCGCCCAAAUACCAAUUUCCUUAUCAAGCUGCAAUCUAUAUAGAGAGUUAUAGAGGAGAUACUAUAUUUUGUGGAGGCUCUUUGAUAUCCAACGAUAUCGUAAUAACUGCAGCCCACUGCAUUUUCGCUCCGCCUAGAAGAAUUUUAGUUAUUUUGGGAAAUACCGACUUAUCUAAAUACAAUCCAACGGAGAUUAGAGUUGACGCUGAUAAGUUUCUAGUGCAUCAUGCAUUCAAUCCGAUUUCUUUGAAAAAUGAUAUUUGCCUUUUACAUCUACAGCAAUCAAUUAAUUUUAAUGAGGCCGUGUCUCCAAUAUCGCUUCCAAAUUACAAUGACGUUAGACGAAAUUUCCUCAACAACGUCGGAGUGGUUUCGGGAUUCGGAAAGACAACGGAAAAUGGAGACGUCGUGAAGAAUCUGAUGUACUUGAACGUUCGCAUUAUGGAUAAUCAAUUGUGCAAUGAAGCUUUUCACGAUAGAGAUGCAGGCCUUACGAAUAUUUGCUCGUCGGGUUUUGGUAGGCAUGGGGCUUGCCAAGGGGAUUCGGGAGGUCCUUUAGCUAUUGAUGACAAACUCAUUGGAAUAGUUUCAUUUGGAUCGAAGUUUUGUUCAAAUGGUUUGCCAACAGUCUACACCAGAGUUCCGAUGUUUUUGGAGUGGAUUUCGUGUAACAGUAAUAUAAGAAUUUGAAUUAUGAUUUGUUCUGUAUAUUAACAUUAAAAUGUCAUAGAUCAAGA